GAACAAUUGCUGUAGCCUUGUAUUUAGCAAACGAGCGCCUACUCGAUCUGUUUGAAAGAAGACUCUGAUCUUUCCGGUGGUGCUAACUCUGUUCGUUUCUGAUCUGUUUCAGGAGUUGCCUUAGCUUUACGUUUGUACAGUUGAAAUAUAAGGUAUGUCGCUGAAAAUCAUGUCUGUAAUGGCCCUCGUACUGGGUUUGUCCUCUGUUGCCCAAGUGGUCGCUAAACCAGUAGAUAAACGAUCUUCCUUGUGUAGCUCUGGAGAUCUCUUGUGCUCGAGGAACAUGGCGUCUGACGCCGUUGAGACGUCUCCUCUUGGAGUCGAGGAUGAAGGAACCAAAGAAGAGAAUUGUCCACCAGGAUAUUGGUGUCGCAGAAGUGAGUUGGUUAGGGAUGAAGAAACUCAUGAAGAAAAUUGUCCACCGGGCUAUUGGUGCCGAAGAAGUAUGAUACCAAGGAAUGAAGAUACUCAACAAAAAGAUUGCCCACCAGGCGAUUUAGAGUGCCGAAGAAGUGAGCUGGUUAGGGAUGAAAAAACGCAACCAGAAAAUUGUCCUCCUGGAUAUUGGUGUCGUAGAAGUGAGUUGGUUAGGGAUGAUGAAACUGAUGAAGAAAAUUGUCCACCCGGGUACUGGUGCCGUUGAGUCAAAGAUUCACAGUGUCAACCGAGCACAAGUUGCUGAUCCAUUGUGUACAGAAAUUUACGCCAUUAUCGCAGUCUGGGGAUGCUACUGCUGAAACAAUACUCGCCAGAGAAUCAAGGGAACGGAGCAGUUAUCAUUAAAAUGUUUAGGUUUUAAAAGUUUGUUGUUCAACUAGUAAUUGGAAAUAAAUCUUCAUCAAAA
Messenger RNA from Pocillopora verrucosa, 844 nucleotides. RefSeq lists its product as uncharacterized. The record is from RefSeq and is a predicted model, not a curated record. Lineage: Eukaryota; Metazoa; Cnidaria; Anthozoa; Scleractinia; Pocilloporidae.